AUGCCAGAUCAUGCAAUUAUUUCAGCUCUCAAUGACGCCAAGAGGCUCACUAAUGUAAAGAGCAUCACAAAUACAAAGAGCCUCACUGAUGCCAAGAGCCGCACUGAUGACAAUAGCCGCACUGAUUCCAAUAGCCGCACUGGUGCCAAAAGAUGCAUUGAUUCCAAUAGCAGCACUGAUGCCAAGAGACGCACUGAUGCCAAGAGCGGCACUGAUGCCAAGAGCCGCACUGAUGCCAAGAGCCGCACUGAUUUCAAUAGCAGCACUGAUGCCAAGAGCGGCACUGAUUCCAAUAGCAGCACUGAUGCCAAGAGUCGCACUGAUGCCAAGUGCGGCACUGAUGCCAAGAGCGGCACUGGUGCCAAGAGCGGCACUGGUGCCAAGAGCGGCACUGGUGCCAAGAGCGGCACUGAUUCCAAGAGCGGCACUGAUGCCAAGAGCGGCACUGAUGCAAGGAGCCGCACUGAUGCUAAGAGCCGCACUGAUGACAAGAGCGGCACUGAUGACAAGAGCGGCACUGAUUCAAAUAGCAGCACUGGUGCCAAGAGCCACACUGAUGCCAAGAGACACACUGAUGCCAAGAGUCUCACUGAUGUCAAGAGCCACACUGACAACAAGAGCCACACUGAUGCCAAAAGACACACUGAUGCCAAGAGCUACACUGAUGCUAGGAGCCACACUGAUGCCAAAAGCCACACUGAUGCCAAAAGCCGCCCUGAUACCAAGAACCACACUGAUACCAAAAGCUGCACUGAUGCCAAGAUUCUCACUGAUUCCAAGAGCCACACUGAUGCCAAAAGCCGCACUGAUGCCAAGAGCCGCUCUGAUGCCAAGAGCCGCACUGAUGCAAAGAGCGGCACUGAUGACAAGAGCGGCACUGAUUCAAAUAGCAGCACUGGUGCCAAGAGCCACACUGAUGCCAAGAGCCACACUGAUUCCAAGAGUCUCACUGAUGUCAAGAGCCACACUGACGACAAGAGCCAAACUGAUGCCAAAAGACAAACUGAUGCCAAGAACUACACUGAUGCUAAGAGCCACACUGAUGCCAAAAGCCGCACUGAUGCCAAGAGCCGCACUGAUGCCAAGAGUGUCACUGAUGCCAAGAGCCACGCUGAUGCCAACAGUCGCACUGAUGCCAAGAGCCACACUGGUGUCAAGAGCCGCACUGAUGCCAAGAGCCGCACUGAUGUUAAGAACACCGAUGUCAAGAGAUUGAUUGAUGACGAGAGCCUAAAUGACGAUAAGGGCAUUGAUGUUUCACAAGAGCCUCACUGA
Dreissena polymorpha is the source of this 1275-nucleotide messenger RNA. RefSeq names its product protein starmaker-like. The transcript has a single exon. The record is from RefSeq and is a predicted model, not a curated record. Bases 1 to 1275 code for a protein of 424 amino acids. NCBI's taxonomy places the organism in Eukaryota, Metazoa, Mollusca, Bivalvia, Myida, Dreissenidae.